AUGGAGAGACGAAGGAAAGCGCGUACGCUGAAGGUGGUCAGCCUGGUCACUCUGACUCUACAGAAUGCUGUCUUAGGACUCAGCAUGCGAUACGCCUGUACCAGAACCGGUGACAAGUUCCUCCCCUCUACUGCCGUGGUUAUGGCUGAGCUGGUCAAGCUGGUGACCAGUCUAGCUCUCGUGUAUAAAGAAGAAGGCAGUCGAUGGAUAGCAACCUUACACAACAUUGUGAAUCAACCGAUGGAUACGCUCAAAGUGUGUGUGCCUUCGCUCCUUUACAUCAUCCAGAACAAUCUCUUGUAUUUGUCCGCUUCCCAUUUAGACGCAGCAACAUAUCAGGUAACCUACCAGCUAAAGAUCUUGACAACGGCUAUGUUUGCUGUGACGAUGCUCAAGCAGAAGUUGCUAGCACAGCAAUGGGCUUCUCUGGUGCUUCUGGCGAUGGGAGUAGCAAUGGUUCAACUGACCGGUGCCUCUGACACUGCUGAAAACAACGCUGAACAGAACAGACUCAUCGGCUUUGCCGCUGCUAUCGGUGCCUGUGUCUUGUCGGGUUUUGCAGGCAUCUAUUUCGAAAUGAUCUUGAAAGGAUCUGACGUUUCAGUUUGGACGAGAAACGUUCAACUCAGUUUUCUCUCGCUUCCGUUUGGCUUGUUGGCUUGCUUCGCUAAAGACCUGAGUGCCAUCAGCAACAACGGUUUCUUCCACGGAUACGAUUGGUUCAUCGCUUACUUGGUUGUACUACAGGCUGGUGGGGGACUAAUGGUGGCUAUGGUGGUUAAAUACGCUGACAACAUAUUGAAAGGGUUCGCCACUUCUCUAGCGAUCGUGAUAUCUUGCAUAGUAUCUGAGUAUCUGUUUGACUUUACGAUAACAUUUCAAUUCGUUUUAGGAGCUGCUAUGGUCAUAGCUUCAGUAUUCCUUUACAGUUACAGCCCAAAAGCGAAACUCGCUGAGAGCGUUAUGGACUCAGCAAAAGAAUCUUUGCUCAAAGUUUAACUGUUUUCCUUAAGAAGAUUCAGCAUUGUGUUUGUAGGGAUCCAAUCAGGAGAAUCUUUUGUAAUUUUAACCUAUUUAA
Molecule: messenger RNA, 1078 nt
Organism: Macrosteles quadrilineatus (aster leafhopper)
Lineage: Eukaryota; Metazoa; Arthropoda; Insecta; Hemiptera; Cicadellidae
Product: UDP-N-acetylglucosamine transporter-like
Exons: 1
Coding region: 1-999 (332 amino acids)
Biological process (GO): pyrimidine nucleotide-sugar transmembrane transport
Cellular component (GO): Golgi membrane
Molecular function (GO): UDP-galactose transmembrane transporter activity
Source: RefSeq, a predicted model, not a curated record